Molecule: messenger RNA, 1503 nt
Organism: Cydia pomonella (codling moth)
Lineage: Eukaryota; Metazoa; Arthropoda; Insecta; Lepidoptera; Tortricidae
Exons: 1
Coding region: 276-1361 (361 amino acids)
Source: RefSeq, a predicted model, not a curated record
GAAGGUCAAUCUUAAAUCAAAAUAAGAUAUUAAGUUGACUGUACCUUGUUCCAAGCCUUCAAAUUGAGAUGGCGACAUUCGUUUCAUACUGGCAACACCACAGUUCCAACGACGUCAGGCGCAAUACCGGCUUUUAUAACGGGUUUUAACGAAUCCAGCUGGCAGGCUGCGCGCCAAUGCUCAGAUCAUUGGCGAUUUGUUUCUGGCAGAGGAAACACCUAUAAUUAAGUUUAGAAAAAUUUCGUAGUAAUUUUCUAAAUUAUUUCAGUUCCAUUAUGGAUAAUUCAAAUCCUAAUAAUGUUCAACAUGUUCCGGAUGUAUCGGCUUUAACUGAGCACGAGCGCAUGACCAGGUUAGAGGAUGUAGUGUCCAAAUUAGCCCACGAGGUAAGGUCUUUACGUGACAAUUUUUCUAGUCGCCCGCGGGAAUACUCCAGUGCUUCGGACGUGUUAUCAAUUGUCUCGCCUGAAGAUAUGGAGACUCCAGAGGCUCCUCCGGUGCCUGUCCCGGGGCCUGCAAGGGAUAUUAGUUUCAAGCUUGAGACUACCCUCAAGUCGUCGGGCGCGAUAACCUCAAAGGAGCAUGCUGAGAUUUUGGACAAGUUGCAGCAUUUCAAUUCAAACAACUGGUCGCAGGUAAGAUACAUAGAUGCUCAGAAUACGUAUGUGUCAUCUCCUGGCUUUACUGAUUUGGAGAGUAAUGACAUGAUAAAGUCUUUUGAUCGUAACCGUGCCCUCGCCGUUACAGAAAAGACUCUAGCAGCUGUGUCUCAUGCUCUCAUCAUACAAAAUGAGAAAUUGAAAGCUGGAUUCGAAACCUUCGUGUCUUGGAUAGGUUCGCAAGGUGAUUGCACGGUUGAGGCGGUAGCAGACAAAAUCAACGAGGUAUUCUCGGAGGGUGACUAUUCUCGUAUUCACUUGGACCUCUUGCAGAUGGUCUGUGGCCGUCGGGCAGACAUUAUCCAACAACGGAGAGAUGGAGUUUUGCACUUCGUCAAGGAUCGCUACAUGAAGGAAUCUCUUCGAAAGAUCCCUCCAACACAGGAACACCUCUUCGAUGACAAGCGGUUUUCUGACUGCAUAACGAAGAAUGGCGGAAUUGAUAAGGUAUUUUUCUGUCCACGCACUCCUGCGCAAGGAGUUGCUAGCAAACGAACUCCUGCGCAAGGAGUCUCACAGCCGGAACAAAGCAAGAAGGCUGCGGACUAUCCUAGUUUCCGCGUGUAUCCUGGGCCCUCUGCUGCUCCCGCCCAGGCUUCGCAGGACAGAAAGCGAAAAGCCGGGCCAUUUCGAUCCAAUCAGCGAAGCGACAAAUAUUACAAGAACAAGCAAGGUAAGCGAUCUCGCAGGCGCUACGACUGACUAUCUCAGCUUCCGGGCGGGUCAACUGGAGCUUUUUAUAAACCAAUGGAAAGCCAUGGGGGCUCCAGGCUACAUAAUCAAAAUUCUGUCUGGGUACCGGAUACCCUUUGUCAAAAAACCGCCUCUAGUUCACCCCUCCAGA